Messenger RNA from Gekko japonicus, 2825 nucleotides. RefSeq names its product solute carrier family 25 member 46 (gene SLC25A46). Gene Ontology annotation, biological process: mitochondrial fission; mitochondrial membrane fission; axon development. Gene Ontology annotation, cellular component: mitochondrial outer membrane. NCBI's taxonomy places the organism in Eukaryota, Metazoa, Chordata, Lepidosauria, Squamata, Gekkonidae. The record is from RefSeq and is a predicted model, not a curated record. Bases 100 to 1311 code for a protein of 403 amino acids. The transcript is spliced from 8 exons.
ACUUCUGGUUGGAACCCGGAAGCGGAGUCCGAGGGCGCAGCUCUGGGUCUUUCGUCUUGCUGUCAAUAGUUGGGGGUUCGGGUCUCUUUGCUCGGCUCGAUGCAUCCGCGGCGCCCUGAAGGCUUCGACGGCCUGGGCUACCGGGGUGGCCGCGAGGAGCAGGGGGGCUUCGCGGCCAAGCCGGACCUAGGCCACUGGGUCAGCACCCCGCCUGACAUCCCCGGUAGCCGCAACCUGCACUGGGGGGAGAAAACCCCGCAGUUCCCCGCCGGGACCCCACUAGGGGCUACCGGGCUCAAUGAAGACCCUCAUUCUGGAGGCGCCGGCGCCAGUUCUGAACAGUUGAAUAGGUUUGCAGGCUUUGGGAUUGGUCUGGCAAGUUUGUUUACAGAGAAUGUGUUGGCCCAUCCUUGUAUUGUUCUGCGUCGGCAGUGCCAGGUUAAUUAUCAUGCCAGGAACUAUCAUCUCACUCCGUUUACUAUUAUUAACAUAAUGUAUAGCAUCAAUAAAGCCCAGGGCCCCAAAGCUCUUUGGAAAGGAAUGGGAAGCACUUUCGUUGUUCAAGGCAUAACCCUUGGAGCAGAAGGGAUCCUCAGUGAAUUCACACCAUUGCCAAGAGAGCUUUCAUAUAAAUGGAGUCUUCGACAAAUAGGAGGACAUCUUUUGCUGAAAGGAAUGACUUGUGUGAUAGCAAUGCCUUUUUAUUCUGCAAGUCUGAUUGAAACGGUGCAGAGUGAAAUAAUUCGGGAUAAUCCUGGAAUUUUAGAUUGCCUAAAAGAGGGCAUAGGCCGAGCAAUGGGUUUUGGAGUGCCCCAUAGCAAACGGCUGCUCCCUCUUCUGGCACUGACCUUUCCUACUGUUCUGCAUGGAAUUAUGCAUUACAUCAUUAGUUCCAUUGUCCAGAAAAUAGUCCUUGUGCUUCUGAAAAAGGAAAAUUCUUCUAGCCUCACAACAGAGGGCACCAGUUCUGUACAAAACAUGCUGGAUGCUUAUUUUCCAGAACUUAUUGCUAGCUUUGCUGCUAGCCUUUGUGCUGAUGUCAUGCUGUACCCAUUGGAGACAGUCUUACACCGCCUUCACAUUCAAGGGACCCGCACCAUCAUUGACAAUACAGACCUUGGGUAUGAAGUUCUCCCCAUCAAUACCCAGUAUGAAGGAAUGAGAGACUGCAUCAAUACAAUAAAGUGUGAAGAAGGCAUAUUGGGAUUUUACAAAGGGUUUGGGGCUGUGGUUGUACAGUAUACAUUACAUGUAGCUUUGUUACAACUCACUAAAAUUAUUUAUUCCACACUGCUUCAGAAUGUUUCUUAAGGGCUAAUAGAUAAUGCCCCUUGAAAAUUCACAUUGAACCGAUAAGCAAAUGAAAUCUGAGAGAUUAGAAUUCACAGUGAUAGUUUUGUAAAUAGAGACACAAGUUCUCCUAUGUCCUUUACACAGUACCUAAUCAGAGGAAAAUGAAAGAUGGCUUUUGAAAUGUUGAAAUAUCUGAUGAGAAAAUAUUUUAAAAUCUCUAUUGUGUAGAAGGUAUGAUUUGUAGAUGGUUACUGAUAUAGCUUCAAACAAUCGUACCAGCAGUUUUGUCAGCAUAAAUUCCAUUUGAAAUGAAUGGUACCUAUACAAAAGUACAGCUGUACGUCCCCCAAAAUGCCUUUUCUGAGGCAGUUGCACAAUUGAUUACUAUUUAGUUUCUGCCUGUGGCUUCAAAUGAGAAUUACUUUGACUGUAUGUGGAUGCUUUCAAAAACUGGGUAGAAUGAAUUUUGUCAAUGCUUACCCGUGUGUUGUUUGUUUUUUCAUGUAGCUGCUGUCCAAAAGGAUUAAAGUCCCAGUAUUUUUUUUAACAUUGUUAUAGUCAAGAACAUCAAUAUUGGAUUUCUAUUGGUAUAGCAGCAUGAUAAUGAUUUCACAUUUUUCUGAAGAACACCAUGUGAAGUCAAAAAGCAGCUAAAUUGCUGUGUCACUUUUUCUAAAGGAAAAUGUCAGUGAUUAAACUUAAUAAGAAAAAAGGGAUAAGAAUCUUAGGUACAGAUGCUCCCCAAGUUUAGCGUUAGGAGGGGAACAUUAACAGAAAUGCAAGGCUUAAGCAAAAUGGCAUAAAGAGUAAAAAUUGAGCAAAAAUUGAGCAAUUGGUCCCUUAGAAUAUGUGGUGGGAAGUACUGUUGAAAUCUAAUGGACUUGCUUUCAUGUAAAUGUGUCCUAAAAUAGCUGCAUUCUCACAAGAAAUACUGUAUGGUCUGUGUAUACAGUCAUAGGCCUUUCAUUAGAGUUUAUUUCCAAAUUUCACUGAAUUAUAAAAGGACUCACUAGCCUCUCAUGUGGUCGAUUUUUUAAACUACCAAUGCUGAAGUUCCUCUGAAAGACCCGUGACUGAAUUUGGUGACAUUUCACUUACUAGCACAGCCUUGAUUUGUGGUUUUAGUCAUUAAUAUCCUUUCUUUAUUUUUCUAGAGCAGGUGGGCUAUAGAGCAGAGCUCUGCUGCCUGUUUUAAUGUAAAACACUGGACUUUAUUCGCUGUCUAAAAACCAAGGAUUAGGCUUUGUAAGUACUAAUUCUGAUCACUAAAUGUCCUGUUUUGCUUCUGUGUCAAUGCUUGAUAUAAUGGAGGUGUUUAGAAAGAUGUGUUUACAAUACACUAGCAUGCUAAAACAACCUUUGGGAAGCUCCUGGCUUUCUUAUAAAUGAACAUGUAUUAUAUAAGAGACUUGGUGUAUCUGUGUGAAUCCAGUAAAUUAAUGUGCAAAUUCAGACUUCAUGUACAGAAGCUUUUGUUUACAAAUGGCUGUAAACAAAGUCAUUGACCAGUUUUGUCACAAAUCAAACGUGUG